Stomoxys calcitrans (stable fly) is the source of this 4550-nucleotide messenger RNA. RefSeq lists its product as uncharacterized. The transcript has 2 exons. NCBI's taxonomy places the organism in Eukaryota, Metazoa, Arthropoda, Insecta, Diptera, Muscidae. The record is from RefSeq and is a predicted model, not a curated record. The coding region runs from base 416 to 3880 and encodes 1154 amino acids. Gene Ontology annotation, molecular function: protein binding.
CAAUUGAAUGUGCCAGGGUUUUUCUGAAUGCGUGUGUGUGGGCGUAACUAAAAACUAAAAAAAAACACAGAUACACACAUCCGAAGUGGAUUAAAGUUGCCGAAUGCCGAGUAUAGGCAACAAGAAAAAAUAAACACAACAACUAUAACAACAUAUCAAAGAGAUUUUCAUAUUCCCUUGACACAAAGCCCACGCAAAAACGAACCACAAAAAUCAGGACAAAGCAUCCACACAACAUACAAUGGCUUCCAUGGCCAAUGGGCAACAAUAGCCAGGGCACGGUCAUACUUACAGGCGGUCAAACGUAUACACUGCACGUCCACAUCAUCUAGACACAACGCCACACAAAUGUGGAUUAUGCACUUUACAUGCCAGACUUGCCACAAUAAUAACUGGAAUAGCCUGAUAUGCUGCCAUGGCCCGGAACAAAACAAUCGAAGCACUGCAAUCGCAAACAAUCGAGGCAGUCACCCAACCCUCGACUGGAACAUUCCAUCAGCACCUGCCCCCACAAUAUUUGUAUCUGUAUCAACGUCAGCACCAGCAUCAUCAGCAUCAACAACACCAUGUGCCAUGCCCACUACGAUAUUGCCAGCACGAACCGGAACGCGUUCAAGAGCCCCCACCACCCGACGACUGUCCCCGUUUGGAGCACCCCGAUCACUCCGAGUAUUGUAUACGAGACGAUAAUACAGCCCAGAGUAUAACGCUCUCCUUUAAGGUGAGAAGAAAAUCAAAAGCCCACUCGCCCAGCUCUGCCACCUUACCUCUGUACGACUCUCUCAAGCGCUUUCGCAGCAUACCGCUCGUCCAGCUGCUAUGGCUGCUGUGCUGCCUCAGCAAUCUGGUACACCGCAGCAUGGCCGAGUGCCCCAGCGUGUGUGAGUGCAAGUGGAAGAGUGGCAAGGAGUCCGUUUUGUGCCUUAAUGCAAAUCUAACACAUAUCCCAGCACCCUUGGAUGCUGGUACCCAAGCUUUGGAUCUGACCGGAAAUGAACUGGCCUCAAUACCCGACGACACAUUUGCCGAGGUGAAUCUGCUCAAUCUGCAGAAAGUGUACUUGGCCAAGUGCCGGCUGCGUCUCAUAGAGCGCUUUGCCUUUAGGGGACUCAUCAACCUGGUGGAGCUGGACUUGAGCUACAAUGCCCUGGCCCACAUACCCUCCGAUGCCCUGGAGAGUGUGACGGAGCUGAGGGAACUCAAACUGAAUGGAAAUCCUAUUCUGGUGGUGGCCAAUGAUGCCUUUAAGCAGAUGCAGCAUUUGGUGCGUUUGGAACUCAGCGACUGCCGCCUCGAGAUGGUGCAGGUGAAGGCCUUCUCUGGCCUGGAGUCCAGUUUGGAGUACUUGAAGCUGGAUGGCAAUAAAUUGUCCGAGGUCCGAUCGGGAACUAUUACCUCCCUCAGCAAUUUGCAUGGCAUCUCCUUGUCGCGCAACAUGUGGAACUGCUCCUGCUCGCUGCGACCCUUGCGUGCCUGGAUGCUAAGGGAGAACAUACCAUGCGGCAUACCACCAGUUUGUCAAAAUCCGCCACGCUUAACAGGCAAGUCCUGGGACAAAAUCGAUUUGGAUGAUUUUGCCUGUGUGCCGCAAAUCAUUGCCACUGACACCACAGCACAUGGAGUGGAAGGCCGUAAUGUUACCAUGAGCUGCUUUGUGGAGGGAGUGCCGGAGCCAUCGGUGCGUUGGAUGGUCAAGAACCGGGUAAUAGCAAAUUUAACGGCAACAAAUGGUGACCUGCCAUUCACCAGCCCCAGGACGGCAGCUGCCACACAAGGACGCAAGACCUAUGUGGUGAACAUGCUACGCAAUGCCUCCAACUUAACCAUUCUGACUGCGGAUAUGCAGGAUGCUGGCAUUUAUACAUGUGCUGCGGAAAACAAGGCCGGCAAAGUGGAGGCAUCCGUUACACUGGCCGUUUCCAGACGUCCCCCCGAGGCUCCUCUGGGCUUCAAAGUAAUACUGCUGUGCAUAUUCAUUGCGUUGCUCUUUGUGGCCGGCUCGUCCUUUGGGGCCAUAUGUUUUUGUUCGUUGCGUCGCAAAAGAAAAAUGCGUUUGUGGAACACAGUGCCGCAGGGCCGAACGGAGAGCUAUGAAAAAAUCGAAAUGACUUCGCGCAUUGCCGGUGCCGGAGGUGCAAACAAGCCGGAUUUGGGUGGCAAAACAGGCAUGCAGGAGACUGGGGGCAAGAACGGUGGCAGCACCCAGGGCCAAAUAUUUCAUGACAAUGAAAAUGGCUAUCUCUGCUCGGCCACCACACCCCUUAAUUGUGGCUCCGAUGAUGGCGGUGAUACUGGUGGAGCCAUUGUGAAUCCCAGCGGCGGCAGUUCAAAGCGUAAUGGCGAUUAUCGCAAUGUGCCCACCCAUUGUGAUGACGAUGAUAGUGAACAUAUGCAACAAAGUUUGGGUUGUGGCGGCGGCAGCGGCGGUGGUGUUGGGGUUAACUCUGGUGGUGGCGGCGGUCAUUCGUAUCAGCGCAGCUUGCUGCUGGCAUCAACGGCACACAACAAUGGCACGUUAGCGACAACCACCAGCACCUCAUUAACGACGCCACGUUGGAAAACGAGCUCCGCUUUUCAAUCAGCAGUUGGUCCAGAAUGCCAUGUCUCUCAUUUGGACUCACCGCAGACAGCACUCAAGGCGAGCUCAAAGGAAGAUGCAGAUUUGCAUAUACCACGACUCAUAGACAUUGGCUCAGCAGCAGAUUCUGCCUCUGGUUCCAUAUCGGGAAAAGUGGAUGCUGCCUCGCGACAAGCUUCCUCUGGUUACAAUCAUGUGGCCAAUUGGGUAACCUCUUCAUUGAGUUCAGGCAAAAUGCCUGCGGCACAUUCAUCAUUGAGCAACAACAACAACAAUCAUCAGCCCACGAGCAUGGACUAUUACAGCCCCAAGGAUGAGGUCAACUCGUCGGUGUUCUGCGGCAAGGAGACCUCCGACAAUGAUAUCUUCGAUAGCAAUUAUCCCGAUCUGUUGGAUAUAGCAAAAUAUGCUGUGGCCCAAGCAACCAGUGCCAGUCAAACUAACGGUGGCUUGUGUACCCUGCCCAGGAAAUUGAAGAAUACCGGCAAAUACUUCAAAAACUCCUCGGACAGCCAAAGUCCUUUGUUGGCUGACAACUCCAGCAAAUAUGGCAGCAGCACCCUGGGCGAUGCAGGCUAUCUCAACGAGGUGGCUCUGGGCAGAAGAUUCUCAGCGGAGUCUUCGUUUUCGGGCUAUGGCGGUGUUGCCACCUAUACCAAAGGCCAAAGGUCAAAUAGUUUCUUGAAUCUAGUGCAUAGCUCUAGUAAAAACGCUUUGGGUGCGAACAGUGCCAACACUAAGGCAGCCAUAGCCAGUGCUGGGGCCAGAAGAAAUCCCAGCCUGCCUUCAUCACCAGUCCAUGACUAUCAACAGCAACAGCACCAGCGCUCCCUGAGUUCGGCCGCCACUCCCCUGCUGGACUUUAGCUCGCUCACCAAUAGAACGGGAGUGGCAAAUCCACCAGCCGGCACACCCAGUGGCAUGAGCAGUUCCAUGCAUUGUGGCACAAACAAUACUCCAGUAACAGCCUACGAUUAUCAUGCAGCCCAGCUGGAACGUUUCCUCGAAGAGUAUCGCAAUCUGCAAGAUCAGCUGUGCAAGAUGAAGGAGACCUGUGACACCAUACGCAAAAAAGAAGUCCCCUUGCGAGUGGGCUUGGGCCAUUCCGCACAUGCUGCUGAUCCGGUGAUGUACAAUGCCGCUCUGGCUGCGGCUAGCAGUCCCACCACCAAUCCCAAAAUCACACUAAAGACUAAAACAAGCUUGCCGGGUCAACCUCCGGAUCCGCCACCGUAUUGGCUGCAUCGCAAUGCCAUGCUGAAGAGACUCAAUGAGCCUCAGAAUGACAUCUUCAAAAGCUAAUGAACUUCAAGUGUACAGUCAUCGUUAAGCAUAAGUCAAUUUAAGUUACGAUCUCAAACAAGUUGUUGGUUCUAAUUUACAAAAAUUUUAUAAGAAAAGAAACAAAAAAAUUAAAAACCAAAAAAAAAAAACAAAUCAUAUCCCUCCAUUAUUCCCAAGAAAAACAAAAAUCAAAGCCAACUAUACUAAAAAAAAACAACCCUUCUCCCUCAGAGCCAUUGUUCAUUAGGUGUAGUUUCGUAAACUUUUAGUUCCUCUUGCUAGAUCAAAAAACUGAAAUAAAAUCAUUACCACAAAAAAGGAUAAGGUAAGGAACUCCUUACCUUUGAAAAAUGGUUGGGUGAACUAAACUCGCAUUCAUAUAGCUAAGCUUCACAUCAUCAUAUCACAGAACACAUCAAAAACACAUACACAUACAAAUACCAACACAUUAAAACAAAUGCAUUUAAAUUUGGGGAUAUGAACUGUAUUUUUUCCAAGUGGAAAAAUAGAAAGUAAAAAAAAUCCUUAAGAAGGAACAUCCUUUAUAUUCCCAAAGAAACCUUGGUAAAAAUUCUCUCAAGGGGUAAGAAAGAAUUAUUCUCACAAUUUACUAUUUUUUCAAAAUUAAAUUUUUGAGACAUUUUCUUAAGACUCGGCCGGGCCGAAUCUUAUAUACCCUCCACCAUGA